Molecule: messenger RNA, 828 nt
Organism: Adineta steineri
Lineage: Eukaryota; Metazoa; Rotifera; Eurotatoria; Adinetida; Adinetidae
Source: the annotation of a GenBank genome assembly
AUGUCGUCCUCUUCGGAGAAAGUCAAUGAUGAUCCCAUCGGUCGAACAUCACUAACGAGCGCUGCAGCUCGUGCAAGCGAGUCCAACCGAUCCAAUCCACUUCUCCAGGAUCUAUUUGCACGUGUCUACGCAGGUCAGAUCGGUCCGGAAAGUGUGGAGAGCUUCUCUCACAUGGAGCAGACAACAGUGGAAUUAUUCACAACGGACAUUGUCGUGCGUGCUCGUUACUUGGAUGAUCUACUUACGAAAAUGGCUGUUACUAUUAAACAGAUUGUCAUACUCGCUUGUGGUGGUGACUUUCGUCCUUAUAGAUUGUCUCUGACGAACAGUUCUUCAGCCACUAAUUUCUAUCUAUUGGACGUACCGCAAGUGCUUGCUUAUCGGCAACAAUGUCUAGAACGUCUUCAACCGCUUACACCAACAGCAAAUUGCAAGAUCGUUGAAAUUGCGUGCGAUUUAACCAAUGAUAAAUGGUUGUCGAAAUUGGUUGAACAUGGUUUCCAUUCUGAUCAACCUACAUUCUGGCUUGCCGAAGGCUUUUUUCAAUAUCUUGUCGAGAAAGACGUCCGACGAAUUUUUGACCAAAUCAGACAAGUGUCAGCGAAGGAUUCACACAUCGCAUUUGAUCUCGUAUCAAGCCGACGACAAAAGGCAUUAACAAUUAUUCGCUUUACUCUCGAUGAUGAACAAGAAGUACGUCGGAUUUUUACCGAAUUGGGCUGUGUCGAGAUCGAAUGUACACCAUUCCAGCAGGUCGGUACCAUGUAUGGUCGUUCAGUUUCACGCGAUCGAACAUUUAUAGUCAACGCCAAAUUAUCUCAUUUAUAG